UUAAAGUACUACAGCCCUAGUGUAUACAGGGCACUGGUAGUCUACCUUGUCGAUGUGAAACAAAAUACACAUAGAUGUAUGUGUGUGAGGCCUAUACAUGGCCUAUAGUAUGAAUGUUUCACAGUGAGCACGAUCACUUUAAACUCUCUUGGUAUAAAAGGUUACGUGGGUAACAAGAAGAAUCAUUGACACGGAAGUGAAACAUAAAAAGCAGAUGAACAACCCUCAGUAUUUCGUCACAAACACGUUUCACUCCCCAUGAGUCAAGGUCAUUACUAUCCUUUUCUGGUAGGUUACGAUGUUGUCCCUCCUUGAAGAUGAUGCGACGACGACGUUUGUUAGUCUGAUCGGCGCCUCCGUGCUGAAGUAUGGCUUCACCUCGUGGCUAGCUCUAAAUCGACCAAAGGUAUACGAGAAGGUCGGAAGAGUGUCAAGUCUGCAACUUUACCCGGUGAAAUCAUGCCGGGGUCUGGACGUCAAAACAGCCGAAUGUACAUUAACAGGAUUGCGUCAGUAUGGCGUCACGGACAGGCACUGGAUUCUAAGUUCCAGAGAAAACACUUGGAUCAAUGCUAACAAGGAGCCGAAGCUUUUACUUGUGACCGUGAAGUUGCACGAUGAUAAGGUGGAGAUGACCGCCCCAGGGAUGGAACCGCUCAUGGUACCCAUCACUCCCAAACUCGACCAAGCAAUGGUCCGCCAUAUUGGGACUGGCCCGCUAGCCAUAGACACGUUGGAUUGCGGUGACGAGGCUGCGGCCUGGUUUGCCAAACAUACGGGGCGGCAGGGGGUCCGACUUAACUACUCUCAUCCUGAACUGGCAAAACGGGAAUCGAUCAGUUUCAAGUACCCAUGGGAACACUAUGCGCUGCCCGGAGACCAGAUGGCUUUUUCGAACUACUGUUCCUACAUGAUGAUGACGAACGAAAGCAUUGUCGCACUGAACGCUGAACUAGACAGACCAGCGGCCAUCAAUAACUUCCGCCCAAGCAUCAUGAUGGAGGGAUCGCCAGCCUUUGAAGAGGACAAGUGGGAAGCUGUGAAGAUUGGCUCGGUCUCCUUCAGGAUGAUAGACAUGUGUUCCAGAUGCAAUCAGAUCAACGUUGUAGAAAAGGAGGGAAGACACUCGAAGGACAAGGAGCCGUUUGCUACACUAAGAAGGAUCCGAAGUUUUCCGAAGUAUGGUAUAAAACCCUGUAUUGGUAUCUACUUGGCCUUGGACGUGGCAGGAACAAUCAGUGUUGGCGAUGAUAUUUAUGCCAUCCGGAAGUAGACACAGGAAAGUGACGAUACAUUCAAAACGUUCCCAUCAGGAAAAUCUUCGCCAAUAUGAUGCUUUCGAUAAAGAAUAUGAAAAAAAAUGUUGUUUCGUGAUUUUUGUGUAUGUUUACGUAAUGAUACAUCGUAUAUACUUGUGAAGAUGAUAAAUGACACUGCCGUAUUAUUUGAAGGAUCCUUUAGCAUCAUAAAGAAAGGAAAAAGAUUUUAUAUUUUAACGAAGUCUUUUUGCACCCAUUACUUUCACAUUAAAACAAAGAUAUUUGAAAAUGUGUUCAAGCUGAUUUCUGUAUACGAGGUAUGUAUUAUUCUGAUUUUCUUGUUUUUAUAAAUUACAAAUGUUUAAUUAAACACUCAAGAGAAC
This is a messenger RNA of Mizuhopecten yessoensis (Yesso scallop), 1642 nucleotides long. RefSeq names its product mitochondrial amidoxime-reducing component 1-like. The record is from RefSeq and is a predicted model, not a curated record. Gene Ontology annotation, cellular component: mitochondrial inner membrane. The transcript has 7 exons. The coding region runs from base 299 to 1273 and encodes 324 amino acids. Gene Ontology annotation, biological process: nitrate metabolic process. Lineage: Eukaryota; Metazoa; Mollusca; Bivalvia; Pectinida; Pectinidae. Gene Ontology annotation, molecular function: nitrate reductase activity; molybdopterin cofactor binding; pyridoxal phosphate binding.